Exophiala viscosa is the source of this 1109-nucleotide messenger RNA. Its product is annotated as B-cell receptor-associated protein 31-like-domain-containing protein. Gene Ontology annotation, biological process: endoplasmic reticulum to Golgi vesicle-mediated transport; intracellular protein transport. Lineage: Eukaryota; Fungi; Ascomycota; Eurotiomycetes; Chaetothyriales; Herpotrichiellaceae. Gene Ontology annotation, cellular component: endoplasmic reticulum; endoplasmic reticulum membrane. The record is from RefSeq and is a predicted model, not a curated record. The coding region runs from base 210 to 854 and encodes 214 amino acids. The transcript is spliced from 4 exons.
GCGAAGCAAAGCAGGUGAAGUGUUUGUUCCACACUGUCCCUGCCUGCCUGCCUUGGAGGAGCCUCUUUAAAUCUGGCCAAUUCUUCCUCUUCCUUUCCACCUUUGACCAUCAUUAACCAGAUCAUUUGUUCCGAGCGAGUUCUUUUGCUCGCAUAAAACUUCUUACCUGCUCAAUAUCCAAGACUGAUUGAUAUCACACACCCGCAACCAUGACGCUCUACUAUAGUUUGGUCUUCGUCCUUCUGGUGGCAGAGAUGGCGCUUUUUGUAGGCCUCAUCGUCCCUAUGCCUUUCACCAUCAAGCGCAAGAUGUUCAACUUCAUAUCCGAAAGUCCACUGGUUGCAAAAUUACAAUAUGGAAUGAAGAUCACCUUCAUUUUCAUCCUCAUUCUGUUCCUUGACAGUGUCAACCGUGUCUACCGUGUUCAGGUUGAGAUGGCAUCUCUCAUGAACGACAGCUCCGGUGCAGGGAGAGCAGCUGCCAUCGGUUCCGACCGUAUGGAGGUUCAAGCUCGCAAGUUCUACUCGCAACGCAACAUGUACUUGACCGGUUUCACCCUCUUCCUCUCCCUGAUUCUCAACCGCACCUACGGCAUGAUCCUCGAUGUCCUCCGUCUGGAAGAGAAGGUCAAGAUGUAUGAGGGGGAUUCGCAGGCCGGCGGAAAGGAAGGAGAGAAGCUUUCAGGACGUUAUCGUGCAGACCAGAUUGGCGAACUCAAGAAGCAACUCGAGAAGAAAGACAAGCAAGUGGAAGCCAUGAAGAGCCAAUCUGAGGGCUUGCAGAGAGAGUAUGACCAAUUGAGCGUCAAGUACAACCAGACAAACCCCAGCACUGGUGAGAAGAAGAGCAACUAAGAGCAUGCAUGACUUAACAACGACAAAACAUGCAGAGAUUAGGCUUUUGGAAGCUAGGGUGCAGAACUGAGUCAAGGUCGUACCUAAUGACGGUGACUACUUUCUGGAAGCAUAUUUUGGGGGUCUAAAAAGAACACUGAUGGCAAGGAUUCUGGUCGAGUGAACGACCGUGGCUUUUGACCGGAGUCAGGCGGAUGAAUGUCUGAUUCAUCGUGUAAAUGCGAAGAUGAGAAUAGAUUUGGUUGUGUGUUUUUA